Messenger RNA from Cetraspora pellucida, 942 nucleotides. The record is from the annotation of a GenBank genome assembly. NCBI's taxonomy places the organism in Eukaryota, Fungi, Glomeromycota, Glomeromycetes, Diversisporales, Gigasporaceae.
AUUGAUGGAAACCCAGUAGACCUGUUUGAAUUCAAUAAAGGAAAACUCCUACCAAUGCCACAAAGCCCGAUAAACAAGGAAGCCGUUGUUCAUGAGAUCUCUCGCCAGCUUGGAAACUGGAAUAUGUAUACUCACCAAAAUGGAAUUAUCACUACAUCUCAGGGUGGAUUUGAUUUCGACAUUUCUGGUCGGCGAACAAUUCGUGCACCUGAUAUUGCAUUUAUAUCAAAGAAUAUUUACCGUUCGCUUGAUCGUCAACAACAAUGGACCUUCAAAGGCCAACCGUUUACACCCACAUUUGUUCUGGAGGUUGCGAUUGUUCGGGAAAAUUACCAAGAAUUUAAUGAUUUAGAUCAAAAAUUCAGAGAAAUUUACUUUGCAACGAGUUCGUCAGUUGAUCUUGGUUGGUUAGUGGACUCAAAAAAUAAGCAAAUAUAUAUUUACAGACAGAGGGUUAGUGGAGUUGUCUAUCGAACUUCACACGGCUGGAAUAAUGUAAAUGGUGAUUACAAUUUCAUAGGACAGGAAUCCUCAGAAUCAUCAUCAGAAAAUGAUGAAAUAAUCGAUUGCCUUAAAUGUAAUGCAACUUUUUCAAAUGAUUAUGAUUUUAUGAAACACUAUGAAAAUAGCCAUGCUCAGAAAAGAUAUCUUCUGAAGAUUCCAACACAAAAUCUUGCUGCUGAGAAUGAAGAUUGCCUAGCACGUCCUGGAAAAGCAAAUGAAAAUGAAAUUCCCAAGUCGAUGAAUGAAAUAUUCACUGGUGAAAAUGUUAAAUGGGGAGGGAAACGAAUACCAGAUCCGAUACUCACAUAUGCUGUCAAUAAUAGAAUUUAUAAGGAGGUAAAGUCUUCAAAGGAGAUGAAAAACAACAAUGAAAAAGAACGGAAUAAUUUAUUUCAUCACUUAGAAGUAGAAAAUACACGCCACAUUACACACAUGUAA